This is a messenger RNA of Pieris napi, 2912 nucleotides long. RefSeq names its product glucose dehydrogenase [FAD, quinone]-like. Gene Ontology annotation, molecular function: oxidoreductase activity, acting on CH-OH group of donors; flavin adenine dinucleotide binding. The record is from RefSeq and is a predicted model, not a curated record. The transcript is spliced from 4 exons. Lineage: Eukaryota; Metazoa; Arthropoda; Insecta; Lepidoptera; Pieridae. The coding region runs from base 409 to 2121 and encodes 570 amino acids.
CUUUUUGAUGACCUCUAGUCAGAUUACCACCGGACGCUGGCGCAUCAAAGCGCGACGUUAUUGCUUCUUGGCUAAAUAUUAACAUCUCCUCACACAUGUUAUAGUUUACUUCUUUUAAAAGUUUGCCUGAAGUAGACUACUGCCAACGAUGAAGUUUAAAAUUUAAUUUAAAUUUUCAGACCAUUAGAAGAAAAGCUUUCAGACCAGACCAAGGCUAGUCGCUUCGCAGUAUUUAUUCGAAGCGGGAAGAAAAUUAAAAGCAACAUUUUUAAGAUAGUAUUCCAGGGAACCACUUUAAUAUGGUUGACGCUGGCAUGGGCGUCUCUGGCGUGGGUUACGUCCCUCGAUCUCUCAAUUUCCUCUUUCGGCUCACGGGUCUAUCCGGAACAUAAUAUUCAUGAUGGAGAAAUGUUCGAAUACAUAGUUGUGGGCGGGGGUGCUGCGGGUGGCGUGGCGGCGGCUCGACUAGCGCAAGCAGCACGCGGUGUUCUGCUUUUGGAGGCGGGUGGAACGCCAGGCCUGUUGACGCGGCUACCAGGUUUAGGCGGGGGUCUCAUCGGCUCGGCUGCGGACUAUUACUAUCCAACGCAGCCUAAUGGUCGCUCUUGCCUAUCAUCUAUCCGCCGUUUCUGCCGAUUUAGUCGUGGCCGUGUGCUCGGUGGCUCUACUGCCAUCAAUCUAAUGAUGUAUACGCGUGGUCACCCCGAGGACUACGACUUCGGCCUGCACGGCUGGACCUGGCCAGAAAUUCGUCCAUUCUUCUUGCGUUCUGAGGGAUUACAAAAUCCAAAUCAGUUACCGAUGUCGUCAGCGUCUCAUCACAAUACGAAAGGUGUAGUCCCUGUCGGGUUUUUCGGAGACUCGGAAAACCCGUGGCAAGUUCGCGUCUUCAAAGGUUUUAACUUUCUAAACUUUACAACUAACCCGGAUGUAAAUGCCGAGUCCCAAAUCGGAGUGUCCCGAGUCCUAUCAUUCACGUCGGGCGGCGAGCGCGUUAACACUGCAGAGGCAUACCUGCGGCUGCCCGGUGUCGCGCCUCACCUGCGCCUCGCUACACAUUCUACCUGCCUUCGUGUGCUCAUUAACGAUGUUGGAGAGGCUUUUGGGGUCGAAGUCGCUCGGAACGACCGAACUUACCGGAUUUUUUCCCAACGGGAAGUUAUUCUCGCGGGAGGGGCCAUUGGCUCGGCAGAAAUUCUACUCAGGUCCGGCAUCGGGCCAGCGGACCACCUGCGGCGUCUUAAUAUCCCGGUGCGGGCAGACCUACCGGUCGGGGAGGGUCUCAUUGACCACGUCGCGCCACUAGUAUUCAUAUCGGUGAACGAAGAGGCUAAAUCAUCGCUCCGGAUGAUCCUUUCUAAACUAAAGGAAGGCAUCCGUUGGAUGGCGAUGCGAGAUGGACCUCUCGCCACAUCCCGCUUAUCGGAUCUAACGGCUUUCCUUAAUACAGAAUGUUACGACUUCAAAACAAAACAAUUGAGAAUCGAUGGUAAUCAAUGCGAUCGACCCACGGUGCAAUACAUACAUUCGUACCUUGAGAGGGGCUUUCUAGGCGCGGGAAGAUCUCUAUACGAGCGCGUAACGCGUCACGAGGCGGCUUUCGUGAACCAGGUCGAAGCUGUCAACGAGCGACAAGCUCUACUGCUCGUAACGGCAGUGGUACUGCAGCCUAAGUCACGCGGCCACGUGCGCCUCGCGAGCGCGGACAUAUUUCAAGCCCCACUAAUUUCGCCCAACUAUUUGGAUGACGAACGGGACGUUGAAGAAGCUGUGCGUGCUAUAAGAAUUCUGGACGAUUUGACACAGACACCAGAAUACAGGAACUAUAACGCGUCAAUACUAAGGCCUAAGCUACCAGGGUGCAAAAUGCUGGAGAGCACAGAUUAUUGGCGGUGCUACGUCCGCCACAUGACGCUUGCGGUGCACCACGCGACAGGCACGGUGGCUCUGGGGCGUGUAACGGAUGAGAGAGGGCGCGUGCGGGGAGUGCGGGGGCUCCGCGUUGUAGACGCGGGGCUCUUUCCACGCCCGCCUUCCGCGAACACCGCAGCCGCCGUCAUUGCACUAGCUGAGCGCAUCACGCAAUUCGUUCAACAAGAUAAUACAUCCGUGUCGCAUUAAGUAUAUUGACAGAAAAUAAAAUUAUUAAAAAGUUUCUAUUUUUUUUUAAGAUUAUAGAUCAUAAGCUAAAAAAUAGCAGUUGAAAUGCCAGUUGAUUUAGUAUUACUUCCUUUAUAUCUAUUCCUAGAUGUUCACUGUAUUCCCCACUUUGAUUGAUAUUAAAUAUGACUGUUAUGGGAUUUACCAGUGCCUAUCAUUACUGCAGGCGUGGUGUUUGAUAUUUUUUUAACUGCUGAACACGCAUUGAAACACGUAUUGAAAGAAAAGAAAAUUACGAAAACAGUACGAUUAGGCAGAAAUAUUAUGACACUGCCUAUAUUCUUGAAGCCUUGUUGUAAGUACAAUAAAAUAGAAACGAUUUUAAAACAAAUGGUGACUCACCAGUGUUGGUGCAUAGCACCUGAACUUAUUAAAUAGCAACUACGCAGCAGAUGUCAUAUCCACUACAAACGGAACAAGGCGUAUUUUAACUUUCAAUAUUACUUGGUCAUUCUGAUUAUAUGUACCUCUGAUCAAGAAAACAUCAUCUUUAAUUUAUAAUCCUUUCAUUUCUUAGAAAAUAAAUUAGUUUUAACUUUCACAUUAUCCUUCAUUAACAACCAGUAUACCUAAUACUCAAAACAGAACUAAUUUAAGCGUACGACCAGGCUCCAGAAGAUAAACCACUCCUUUGUACGGGAAUUGUAUUCGAUUUUACAACAAACUCCCAAACGAAAUUAGAAAGUUAUCAUUGAAAAAAUUAAAAAAUAUUGUUAAACAUAAAUAAUCAAUAAAGCUUUUUAUAAAUUUUA